Aspergillus welwitschiae is the source of this 2130-nucleotide messenger RNA. RefSeq names its product metallophosphoesterase family protein. Lineage: Eukaryota; Fungi; Ascomycota; Eurotiomycetes; Eurotiales; Aspergillaceae. The coding region runs from base 173 to 1828 and encodes 551 amino acids. The transcript is spliced from 3 exons. Gene Ontology annotation, molecular function: phosphoprotein phosphatase activity. The record is from RefSeq and is a predicted model, not a curated record. Gene Ontology annotation, cellular component: cytoplasm.
GUCUUCUUUCCCCUCCAUACGAAUUAUUGGCCCCUUGAGAUGACCUAGUAUCAGGUCUUCUCUGUGGUGAGCCCCCCUAAUACUUUCUUGUGGCUCUGUUUUUCAAUAUGCUUUUGCGCUCGGCCACUUCUUAUCUGAUUAGAACUGGCCAGGGGUAUCAACUAUUCCUAACAUGACACGCCGACUUGUUCGAGCGGGCGUGCAGCUCGCUAUCUUCGCAUCUUUCAUCGCUCUCCUCGUCGUGACCUUGGACAACAGGUUCCGUGUCCUUCCUGCCUCCAUCCACGGCCAUCUUCCAUCCCACUAUGCUGGCUACGCCAUAACCGAUGUCACUGUUGUGACUUGUUCUUCCAUCAACGUCUUUUCGAACUGUCAACCAAGCCAGGAGUCCUGGUCACAGAUCGAGAAAGACCUUUACCUUCGCACCGGUUGGACCUCAAGCGCAUUUGUUCGAUUUGAGCGAAAGAAAGAGGAGGAACUGCUUCCUACAGACAAGGUUGUUAUUGACCUUAAGAUCAGCCGACUUGUUCCCGAGUAUUCGGAGGAUCCUGAGGCACAAGGAGAGACAUGGGAGCAGAGACCCGGUGGUAUCUGGCUGAAGCGAACCGCUAAGCGCCACGCAAGUGAUUCGGGGAAAGCAAUCACCGCUAUCGAUGUUCUCUUCGGUGCCGAUGCAGUCGAUCCGCGAAUUGGCUGGGAAGUUAGGGAUACUCCACUGCUACUGGAUAGCAGGACGGAAGAACUGGAAACUCGAAUCAGCGUUCGCCGGGGAGAUCCCCCCAAAACGAAGAAGCCAGUGCCCAGGAUAAACGAAAAUGGGCGCUUCAAGAUCAUGCAGCUGGCUGACUUGCAUCUGAGCACCGGCUUAGGGGCUUGCCGUGACCCCGUCCCGGCUGAACCCGUCCCAGGACAGAAGUGUGAAGCCGAUCCUCGGACGCUAGAAUUCGUGGAAAGGCUCCUAGACGAAGAGCAGCCUGAUUUUGUUGUAUUAAGCGGCGACCAGGUCAAUGGUGAGACUUCUAGAGAUGCUCAGAGUGCUCUUUUCAAGUCUGUUAAACUGCUUGUUGAUCGCAAAAUACCCUACGCGGCCAUUUUCGGCAACCAUGAUGACGAAGGUAACCUGAAGCGGCCGGAACUCAUGACUAUUUUGGAGGAUCUGCCGUACUCUUUAUCAACUGCCGGCCCCGAGGAGAUCGACGGAGUCGGAAAUUAUUAUGUUGAGAUUCUUGGCCGCGGAAGCACCACCCACUCCGCGCUAACCCUCUACCUUCUGGACUCUCACUCGUACUCUCCUGAUGAACGGCAGUUCCGCGGGUAUGACUGGAUCAAGCCGAGUCAAAUUCGGUGGUUCAAGAACACUGCCCAGGGGUUGAAGACGAAGCACCAUGAAUACACCCACAUGCACAUGAACAUGGCAUUCAUUCACAUUCCGUUGCCAGAAUAUCGUGAUCCCAAUAACUAUUACCGAGGUAACUGGACCGAAAUUCCAACAGCGCCAGGCUUUAACUCGGGCUUUAAGGAUGCCCUUGAAGAAGAGGGUAUCCUGUUUGUGAGCUGUGGACAUGAUCAUGUCAAUGACUAUUGCAUGCUCAAUCGGGAUAACGAGGAAAAGCCUUCCCUUUGGAUGUGCUAUGGAGGAGGCGCUGGUUUCGGCGGGUACGGAGGAUACGGGGGUUAUGUGCGCCGCGUGCGCUUCUAUGACUUUGACAUGAACCCUGGCCGUGUGGUGACAUACAAGCGGCUGGAGUAUGGCGAGACGGAAGCAAAAAUUGACGAGAUGAUGAUUAUCGACGGUGGCAUUGUCAAAGGGCCUGAACAAGAAAAGUGAAUCGGAGAUUGAUGCCUUUCUUAAGCGCUGAUUGGUAUUUUUCUCUCCUUUCUUUUCGAGCUGGGUCUCGCGAGACGUAUAUGGCCCUGCUUUUCGGACGACAUCAUCUAUUCGAGGCUUUUACAUCUAUCACUGGGGAGGCGUUCCUAUUUGAGACUUAACCGGCGGACAUUCCUCUUCUUUUCUUUGUAUCAUAUUACUAUUCGAUUCCGACAUUUGCAGGAUGCGUGGGCUGCGAUAGCAGGCAAUUUCUCAACAAAACUGAUGGUUUUUUUUUUUUUUUUUUUUUUUUUUUUUUUUUU